AACUUUCCUCUUCCCCCCUCUCGCUCUCUCGUCUCAUCUAUCACCAGCGUUUGUACAAGUAAAUACAUAGCUCGCCAAAGCAAAAUGUCGUCCAACAACGGUCGCGAUAACGCCCAGCACUCGGCCCCCAUCCCCAUCAACACCAGGGGCCGCUCGCGCUCGGCGUCCAUGUCGUCCGGGUACUCGUCGGGAGGCUCGCCGAGCUCCCCAUCGCUGCCCGCAACGCCCAUGAACGGCUCCAUGUCGUCGCCCAAAAUCGGCGUGCAGGGAGGAUCCCCCAUCAUGUCCUACUUCCUUGCGCAGUCGCCCACCAAGCCUGCUGCGACAUUCCCAUUCAGGCGCUUCGGCGCCACGCCCGUCUUCGAGGAAGAGGAGGGCGAUCAGGAGCCGCCUGCGACGGCGCACGCCCGCCGUGCCAGCACCCAGUUCGCCGGUCGUCUUGGUGCCCCGCAGGUGAUUCCCGGCGACCACAUGGAGCGCGGCACUGGGCUACUUCGGCGUCUCUCCAUCGGGGGCGCCGCUGCAUUCGCAAGGCCGACCGCUGAGAUGCUUUCCCCCACCUCGCGCGGCCCGCCGAGCCCGACUGCAAGCCCCAUCACUCCGUCGAGCGCGACCACUAGGGUCCCGCCGACGACGCAGAUGCGCAAGGCCCGCCGCUCGAACACGGUUUCGGAGAGUAAGCCGCGCCGUGCGCCGAGCCCGAUGGGCGAGCGCAUCCUCAAGGGCCACUUCGACGGCUUCAACUGAGCAGGCCGUCCCAUCUCUGCUUUGGUCCGCAGCAGGAUACCCGCAAUCGCUGAAGGACGUGUAUCAUCGCACCUCUCACCUUUCGUCGUCGCACUCGUCUUCGUCGUACCUCGCUCGUCGUCCCUUUGCCCAUCUGUCAUCACAUUAGAUUAGGUUCCUGUAUUUGGUUUCUCUCGUCUUCUCUUCUCUCUCGUCGUUUCUCUCUGUCUAGGGCGUGGCUCGUGGGUUGUGCACCAGCGCCUACUACUUAUUGCCUGCUCCCGCGCUGCAAGGUACGUUGUCUUGUCUCGUCCUAUCCGUGACGCGACGCUGAUCAGGUGUCCAGUUGCUCACCCGGUAGCCGCUGUGUACCAUAUGUAUUGGCUUGCUUCGAGGUGGUCUUCAUCCGCUGUAAUGAGACAUCCGCCAGGG
Molecule: messenger RNA, 1158 nt
Organism: Schizophyllum commune H4-8
Lineage: Eukaryota; Fungi; Basidiomycota; Agaricomycetes; Agaricales; Schizophyllaceae
Exons: 3
Coding region: 85-747 (220 amino acids)
Source: RefSeq, a predicted model, not a curated record